UUCGUAGUCGGCGUUGGUCCGUCUACAGUGUGUGGUGUACUGUGUGGAUCCCUCUCAAUUUUGCCGAACAAAUAUGUUGUCUUUUGUGUGUAUAUCUGUCCUGUGUUUAACGGGUGCCUUUGCUGUUAGCCCCGACAACAAACGAGACGACAGUGGAUUUCAGCUGUUUGUUGGAACUCAGGCGCCUCAACUACCAAAUAGUGGUGGAGUAGAUUUAAAUUGCGUAGAUAAACAAGCAAACUGCGUGGCAUUCGGCAAGCAGUCAUGCCAGCCUCCCUAUGACAAAUGGGCCAAGGACAACUGUGCUAACUUCUGUGGAUUCUGUCAAGGUCCGACCACACCCGCGCCAGCCUGUGUGGAUAAGAUUCAGAACUGUGAGGCAUAUGGGCAAACCGUGUGUAAUGAUCCUCAGUACGGAACAUGGGCUGUAGAAAACUGUCGUUAUUUCUGUCGAAAAUGUACAGUUCAGCAACUCCAAGUAGCUGACUCCAUGACAACUACAAUCGCACCAGAACGAUGUGUGGACAAGGUGGACUGUAGACUAUAUGGCAAAAGUUCCUGUUCGGGUAACUUUAAGGGCUGGGCUAACGAAAACUGCAUGAACUAUUGUGGAUUUUGUGUUGGCGUACCAACCCCGCCACCUGCAUGUGUUGACAAAAUCAACAACUGCGACCAGUAUGAUCCAGCGUCCUGUACUGAUGCCCAGUUCCAUAUAUGGGCCACUGACAACUGCAGGAAACACUGUAAUCUGUGUAGCGGUGGUGCAGUUCUAACACCACAGAUCGGUUCUGCAGGUGUAACGCCGUCUUUACAGAAUCCGGUUCCAGCAACAUCGAUGCCAGGAUAUGCCGUGCCCAAUUUUCCGGGGAAGCGAAAUAUUCCACCUCUACGAUCGGUGAAGAGGCAGGCCGGAACCGGAGCAGAACCAAAUGGAUUAAUGACAGAAAAGCCCCCUACCACCCUAACCUCCACUGAGAGUCCUCCGUCCACUAAAGCCCCAACAACUCUGGAGCCACCUCCUGCACUUCCUGUUCCCGAGCACGAGGGUACUGGCGCAGAAAUUGUUGAACCAGCGUUUCCACCAAAGCCUAUUAAAACAACGACAGAAAAGGGACCGGCCCCUCCUUCUACAACUACCAUCGAGGCACCACCUCCAACGACAACCGAAAAUCCCCCUGACACCCCCACUUCGACAGAAAUGGGCCCUACCACUACUGAAAUGGCACCUGACAAUAACACAACUGAAAACAUGACAGAUUCGACAACACCUUCACCAAGUAGCUCAGACAACACAACCGACUCUGCGAUUUCAACUCCUUCAGCUUCAAGCGGACCAGAUAUGACAACCGACUCCGGAGUACCAACUCAAUCUCCAAGUGGAACAGAUAUGACAACUGACUCAGGAGUACCAACUCAAUCUCCAGGUGGAACAGAUAUGACAACUGAUUCAGGAGUACCAACUCAAUCUCCAGGUGGAACAGAUAUGACAACUGACUCAGGAGUACCAACGCAACCUCCAAGUGGAACAGAUAUGACAACUGACUCAGGAGUACCAACUCAAUCUCCAAAUGGAACAGAUAUGACAACUGACUCAGGAGUACCAACUCAACCUCCAAGUGGAACAGAUAUGACAACUGACUCGGGAGUACCAACUCAACCUCCAAGUGGAACAGAUAUGACAACUGACUCAGGAGUACCAACUCAAUCUCCAAAUGGAACAGAUAUGACAACUGAUUCAGGAGUACCAACUCAACCUCCAAGUGGAACCGAUAUGACAACUGAUUCAGGAGUACCAACUCAAUCUCCAGUUGGAACAGAUAUGACAACUGAUUCAGGAGUACCAACUCAAUCUCCAAGUGGACCAGAUACGACCACUGACUCAGGAGUACCAACUCAAUCACCAGGUGGAACAGGUAUGACAACUGAUUCAGGAGUACCAACUCAAUCUCCAAGUGGACCAGAUACGACAACUGACUCAGGAGUACCAACUCAAUCUCCAGUUGGAACAGAUAUGACAACUGACUCAGGAGUACCAACUCAACCUCCAAGUGGAACAGAUACCACAACUGACUCAGGAGUACCAACUCCAUCUCCAGGUGGAACAGAUAUGACAACUGACUCAGGAGUACCAACUCAAUCACCAGGUGGAACAGGUAUGACAACUGAUUCAGGAGUACCAACUCAAUCUCCAAGUGGACCAGAUACGACAACUGACUCAGGAGUACCAACUCAAUCUCCAGUUGGAACAGAUAUGACAACUGACUCAGGAGUACCAACUCAACCUCCAAGUGGAACAGAUAUGACAACUGACUCAGGAGUACCAACUCAACCUCCAAGUGGACCAGAUACGACAACUGAUUCAGGAGUACCAACGAAAUUGCCAGGUGGAACAGAUAUGACAACUGACUCAGGAGUACCAACUCAAUCUCCAGUUGGAACAGAUAUGACAACUGACUCAGGAGUACCAACUCAACCUCAAAGUGGAACCGAUAUGACAACUGACUCAGGAGUACCAACUCAAUCUCCAAGUGGACCAGAUACGACAAUGGAUUCAGGAUUACCAACGCCUUCAAAUGGACCAGUUACUACAACCGAGCUACCUGGUUCAGGGUCUACAGAAGUGCCAUCAGGAGGAAGUACAGAGAAGCCGGCGACCGGAACAACAGAAGAACCCGCUACAGGACCAACACAAAUUCCCGACACAACUUCUCCCUCUGCAACACCAUUAGGCCCUGUCACAAUUGCACCUUCUGCAACUACGGCAGCUGUAACUGCUCCAUCAGGUGUAACUGAAGUCUGUGAAGAUAAACUUCCAAACUGUCGACAAUAUGGAUUCGACAAAGUCUGUUCUCCUGGACCAUACAGGCCAUGGGCUGAAGUAAGAUGUAGGAAAUUCUGCGGCUUCUGUGGAGCUCCAACGACGCCUCCACCAUGCCAGGAUGUCCUUCCCAACUGUGCUGAAUAUAACGACGAUUUGUGUUCUAAUCCGAUCUUUAAGAUUUUCCGAGAGGAUAACUGUCGGGCCUUCUGUAAACUCUGUGACAAUCCUUUAGCGCCACCCACCACUCAACCUGUCAGCACAACACCUGACGCCAUUAUGCAAAGUUUAAAAAAUAACUGCAGAAACAUCCGAACUGACUGUGACUACUUCCAAGACACUUCAUGUUUCAAUGAAUACGAGAGCUGGGCGAGACGUAACUGCGCCCUCCGCUGUGGGUACUGCCCAGGUAAAGAGGAACCAUGCCAGGAUACAGACCCUCUUUGUAGCGAAUAUGGUGCUGACCUGUGUACAGGAUAUGAAGGGUUUGCCAGGGAUAAGUGUAGGAAGUUCUGCAAUUUAUGUGGAAAUCCCGUACCGCCAUCCAGUAUUCCUGGGUCCUCAAAUAGCACAGGCACAGCGAGGCCGUUCCCCCCUUCAGGACAGCCGAAUCUAAAACCAACAUCUGCAAACAACUUGACUGCAGCAUCACAGAUUUUGUCACACACAUACGAGGGCCCACCUUCGGACAUACCAGGAUUCUGCCAAUACAAGGAUCAAUAUCUGAACCUGACACAGACGUACAAAGACGGAUGUGACGUCAGAUGCACGUGUCUGGAUAACAUAAGGAACACAGUUGUGUGCACAGAUGUGUGUCCCACGUGGACCUCCACACCUUCAGAGUGUCAUCUUGAGAAAGUGGCCGGUGAAUGCUGUGAUCGACUUAUCUGUAGUGGUGAUAUACUGCCGGGCGUUCCCCAGGUCAACCCAACACAAGUCCCAGUCAACCCCACGUAGAAGACGUGGUGCAUCCUGUACAUUUAUAAACCUUUUCAUACCCAUAUUUGUAGUUACACCAAUAGAUAAUAAAAUUAAAGAUGGGAAAGGUUUUGUCUUUAUAUUUGCCAUUAAAGACACUUAAUAAGAUAUUGUUAUACGGUAAACGAAAUGCUUACUAAGUCAAUAAAUCGAAGGCGGUAUAGAAUAAGAAAAAAAAAUGAACGAGUUGUAAAAUAAAACAAGAUUUUUAUCUGGA
This is a messenger RNA of Pecten maximus, 4013 nucleotides long. RefSeq names its product mucin-2-like. The transcript is spliced from 22 exons. Bases 74 to 3775 code for a protein of 1233 amino acids. Gene Ontology annotation, molecular function: protein binding. Lineage: Eukaryota; Metazoa; Mollusca; Bivalvia; Pectinida; Pectinidae. The record is from RefSeq and is a predicted model, not a curated record.